AUGCAGCCUGCUCCAUAUCGUCUCGCCCUUGCCCUUCUGAUGCUUCCCCUGACAACCAAGGUCGUCGCCAUUCCCGCAAUCACCUCUGCGCAUGUGACCAACCCAGGCUCGACAGCUACCAAACUCGAAAGUAGGCCCAUCGGGCCCGAAAUCGUAGAUAGUCCGACGCACCACAAUGAGCAUACCAACACCGGUUUUGACGAUCUCCCGGAGCUGGGUGUUGGUCUGGAGACGCGCGACAGCUUCUGCGGCCUCUAUGUCAACUGGAAAAACAACUGGGACGAAGGUGGCCGUCGUUAUCGAGUCAUUGCCAGAGCCGUGACCUUUGGUCUCGGCCAGCCACGGGAGCCACCAAAGAUGAUCGAAGACUGGGCGUUCAAGUGUCGCUCAAUCCCGAACGAGGGCUGGGAGCACAACGCCCAAGCGUGGUUGAGAGCGCCCGGCUCGAACCAGGCAGCAUGUGACAUCACAUUCGUGCACGGUCCGCUCGGCCAUGACCAGUAUCUCGCCUGGCACAAGGCAGUUGGCGAUCAUUGGCGCUCAUUCUACCCCGAAUGUUUCGUGGAGCAGCAGCUUUGA
This is a messenger RNA of Microdochium trichocladiopsis, 579 nucleotides long. RefSeq lists its product as uncharacterized. The record is from RefSeq and is a predicted model, not a curated record. Lineage: Eukaryota; Fungi; Ascomycota; Sordariomycetes; Xylariales; Microdochiaceae. Bases 1 to 579 code for a protein of 192 amino acids. The transcript has a single exon.